This is a messenger RNA of Drosophila persimilis, 3189 nucleotides long. RefSeq lists its product as uncharacterized. The transcript is spliced from 3 exons. NCBI's taxonomy places the organism in Eukaryota, Metazoa, Arthropoda, Insecta, Diptera, Drosophilidae. The record is from RefSeq and is a predicted model, not a curated record. The coding region runs from base 573 to 2810 and encodes 745 amino acids. Gene Ontology annotation, molecular function: DNA-binding transcription factor activity, RNA polymerase II-specific; transcription cis-regulatory region binding. Gene Ontology annotation, biological process: regulation of transcription by RNA polymerase II.
UGCUGGUGUGUCAAGAAAUUUAAGAACGAUAUCGUAUAUUUCGAAUUUACCGGAGCGCGCCGAAAUUCCGAAAACGAGGAAUCCAAUUUUUACGCCCGGCCCGGUAAACAACGUACCUUCACGUCGCUUUUUCUUGUGAAUUUCCGAAAUUUCCGUUGAUAUUUCCGUAUAAAAAAUAUCCGUAUCGACAUAAACAUUCUGCGCGGUUCGUCGGUUGGUUGCUUUUCGCUGUGUAUGGCUUGAAAGUGAUUAUUGACUAAAUAAUAAAUAAACUGUGCGCGAUUGAUAACUCAAAAUGAUAAUAAAUAAGAGUCAAAUAGAAUCGUAGAGCAAUUGCAUUUGGCUUGGCCAAUAUUGAGAGACGGUGGAGAGCGGCGGGAUAAACCAACGGUUAUUAUUUCCCCCCCUUACACUCGAUCCGUGCAACGGUUAAUCCCACGACGAAAGAAGAGAGAAACAACGGGGAACGGAACGUGAAGAGGAGGAACUGAUCAAAACAAAGCGUAUGCGGCAGUAAUUCUGCAAUUGGUAGAAUCUCCCACACACCACAGAAGAAACCCGCAGAACCAAAAAUGUUCGAGAUAGAGGACUAUUCGAGCGGCAUACACGAUGGUUUCUUCAACAAAUACGCGGAUGCGGCUGGCCCUUCGCUAGACUUUUACGUGUCCGACUCGAUGCAGGACAUGCUGGACGUGGACAUCCGGGCGGAGAUAGCCAGCACAUUGGCAACCUCUAGUGACCUGACCUCGCUGGACCACGCCCUGGAGACGAUUUCGGCCAUCAACAACAACACGAGCAGCGGCAGCAACCUGCCGGUGGCAUACAACGCCAACGCCAAUUUCCUGGCCAGCAGCACGCUGCACGCCUCGCCGACGGCCAAGUGGAUGGGCUCCUCGGCCAACUUCUGGUCGAACACCGACUACUACGCCGAUCUGGGGGCCUGCGUGAAUCCCAUUUCGGUGAUGCCGCUGAUCAACUCCGCUGUCUGCUCGGCCUCCUCCAUGCUGGGGUCGCCGCGCAGGGGCAAGGCAGCCACUUCCACACAGUCGCGGGCCGUGCCGGCAUCGCCAUGCGGGGACCGGGACCAGCACAAGUCACAUCUGACCUUCUCGCCGGCCCAGAUGAAAGUCAGCGCUGGAUCGCUGCGCCGAGAGCAAGUGAGCGCACACAUACCCAAACAGAUUUCGGUGGUAACCGGCACCGGGAGCACAGCACCGGCCACCAUGGCCACCAACUCGGUGCUGCAGCGCCGAAACUCCUCGGCGGUGGAUGCGGUGCGCAAGGAUCUGGGCACGGAGCUGCGCAGGGCCCAGUCGCAGUCCAGUCCGUCUGAGGAGGGCGGCAACAAGACCUCAAAGACCUCCUCCAACCUGCUCACCACCGGAGGCGUCUCCACCAACACGAUCAAGCUGGCGCCCGGCAUCGGGGGCCUGACCUUCGCCAACAGUGCCGCCUACCAAAAGCUGAAGCACCAGUCGUCGGCCAAAUCCCCCAACGGCUCGUCCCCGAGCUCGGGCAACGGCAUGGUCCUGAAGCGGGAGGAGGCCUCCAAGCGCGGUCUGCUGCAGCAGGGGAGCACCACACCAAAGAGCAUCGCCUCGUCGGCCCAUUCGCCGCACCACCAGAUGCAGAGCAUGGGCUCGCCAUCGUCCGGCUCGUCGCUGGCCUCCUCCUCGCCGCUCAGCAAUGGCAGCAACCUGGUCAACAUCGCCAACAACAGCAGCGGCAGUGCUGGUCUCGUCAAGCCGCUGCAGCAGAAGGUCAAGCUGCCUGUCGUGGGCAGCGCCUUCCCCAAGCCGGCCUACUCAUACUCCUGCCUCAUCGCGCUGGCCCUGAAGAACUCGCGGGCCGGCUCGCUGCCCGUCUCGGAGAUCUACAGUUUCCUGUGCCAGCACUUUCCGUACUUCGAGAAUGCGCCGAGUGGCUGGAAGAACAGCGUGCGGCACAAUCUGUCGCUGAACAAGUGCUUCGAGAAGAUCGAGCGCCCGGCCACGAACGGCAAUCAGCGCAAAGGCUGUCGCUGGGCCAUGAACCCGGAGCGCAUCACCAAGAUGGACGAGGAGGUGCAGAAGUGGUCGCGCAAGGAUCCACAGGCCAUACGCUGCGCCAUGGUCUAUCCGGAGCACCUGGAGUCGCUGGAGCGCGGCGAGAUGAAGCACGGAUCGGCCGACUCCGAUGUGGAGCUCGAUUCGACGUCGGAGAUCGAAGAGUCCUCCGAUCUGGAGGAGCAGGACUUCGACGACACCCUUGUGGAUGCGAUGCUCGUUGAGGAGGACGAAGAUGUCGUGGACGAGGAUGAGGACGACGAUAUGCUGGGCGAGUUCGAGGCCGAGGAAGAGCUACUCGCCAGCCACCCCGCUGCCAGCCAGUCGAGCCAUCACCUGCCCCUUGACCACGUCCUGCUCCGCCAGAAGAGCAGCGACUUUGACAUUGAGGUGAGUUUGGAAAGGCACCUGGUCGAGAAGUCUUCGUUGCUAUACGAGAAGGUCGACGAACAACUGUACGAUGCCAUCGACAUCGUGGACGAUAAGGAGGCAGUGCGCCGCACCAUAGCCAGCGGCCAAGGCACACACAUCAUCGAGCUGAAUCCGGCCGAUCUGAAUGCGAACCACAACGGCUACCACCAUCAGCAGCAGCAGCAGGCGAAGCGUGCGCGUCUGGACAUUAACUAUGCCAUCGGCCCCGCCGGCGAGCUGGAGCAGCAGUAUGGCCAGAAGGUGAAGGUGCAGCAGCUGGUGCAGACACAGGCGCAGCCACAGCCGACCACAUACAAUCGCCGCAAGAUGCCGCUGGUCAACCGCAUCAUUUAAAGGGGCAAAGGCCAAGCCGCCCCGCUCUCUUUCGAUUUGCACAAACCACACACCAUGCAGUACCAUAGUAGUAGCCAUGGAUGUUUCACACACACGCGCAUAAAUUAAAUAGCAUACACUUAGUGCUAGGCCCACGCUACAUAGUAUAGGAAAGAAGCCCCCUUGCUACGCUUAAACGUAUCCCUAAGAACAUUUUCGGUAAUCAUUUGUCAGUUGUACCCGUGCCCAAUACCCAUCUAAACUGAUUGAAAAUCAGAAAUUAUACAUUUUAUUACUUUGGAGAUCUAAUUUCUCUCCAGUUAAGCUUACUUUGAAUCUUUUUGUAGUCCUUAUUAAUCUGUGGUCGAUUUUCGAAUAAAUCUAUGCCAAUAAUUGUAAA